AGGGAAGCAAUGCAUUAAGAACUGCCAUACGGCAUCUAUAUCAAGGUCUUAUCCAAAGGGAUAUGAGUAACAUACAAAGAAAGAACACACUGGAGAAACAAGGCAGAGUAGACCCGAUGCAGUGGAGGAAGGGAGGUGAAGACACUCGCGCAACCUGUGGUCGGUCGAUCCAGCUAUGGGACACCCUUCAAAUCUACUCGAGAGAGGAUGGCGUGAGAUCUCCAGGACACCGCGGCAGGGAUCCAGACCGGCGAAGGCCAAAUCUGGACAACCAACGAGCCCCUACACCGGAAAGAGUCGAGGGUCGCCGGACUUGUAAAAACAACCUGUACAAGAACACAAAACAACACAAACAACCAGAAAAUAGAAAAAACCAAAAGGGGCCAUCGGAAAGGGACUCAGAAACCGAUAGACCCCGAAGUGUCAUCGGAGGAAGCCGAAUAACCCCGAAGGGUCAUCAGAGGAAGGAGCACAGGCCGGCUCCAGCAUGCUUGAGCGGCUGGGGAGCCCAGCGGCUCAAGCAUCAAAACCUCGGAAGCUCAAAGGCUUCCGAUCAAAACAAACGCAGCGCCAGAGAAGGAAGCAGAAGCAAGAGAGAAGGGAGAGAAAAGGAGGGGGAGAGAGAGAAAAGAUUAUCAAUCAUAGAGGACUUUAAUACAUUGUCCAAGACAACAUGAGAUGAGACUGCGAUUGCCUUAAGAAAAAAGGACUCCAAGGGAUUGCGAUGAGAUAACUUUUCUCCUGAAAUUUUUGGCAGUCGUUCGAGAUAAGGGCUCUAGAAAAGCCUAACGUCACCAUUUAUCGUCCUUCUUUUUGGAGGUUAGCUUUUGUCUCUUUCAACUCACCUUUUUCAAAUUUUCUUUAUAUAUUUAUUUUUGGUAAAUAAAAUCAGUAUAAGAGU
Rubroshorea leprosula is the source of this 901-nucleotide messenger RNA. The record is from the annotation of a GenBank genome assembly. Lineage: Eukaryota; Viridiplantae; Streptophyta; Magnoliopsida; Malvales; Dipterocarpaceae.